UCUGGUGGCCGGCUGCCGCGGCCGCCCUGGUCGGGGCCAUGACCGGCUUGCCGCCCUCGCCGGCGGAGCCCCCGGCCGGCCAGGCCUGCGCGCUGGAGGGGCUGCCCCCGCUGCCCAAGGGGCUGAGCGGCAUCCUCAACUCCAGCGGCGGCUCGUGGCGCGAGAUCCAGAAGGUCUACAGCAAGACGUCGCGCAUCCAGGACGACCUGCGCCAGGCCCAGGCCCAGGCCGCCGCCGCCGGGGAGAAGCCGCCGCCGCCGCCGCCGCCGCCGCGCGCCAGGCCCGCCAACCUGGACGCGGCGCUGGCCGUGCUGCGCAAGGAGAUGGUGGGACUUCGGCAGCUGGACAUGUCCCUUCUUUGCCAGCUCUGGUCUUUGUAUGAGUCCAUUCAGGAGUACAAAAGCCUCUUCCAAGACCUGUCAUCCUCGCUGCACUCGGAAGGGAGCCUGGCUGCCGAAAACGGCUUCUCGGACGAGGAGGAAGAUUUUGACUUGGACCCGGUGAGUCCGGACAGGCAGCGGGAUCUCCCUCCGGCUCAGCAGCUGCGCUUCCUGCAGCCUCAAAACUCCCGGGACCAGUGGCUGAAGGAUUCUUUCCACAUUGCGAUCUGAGCCGGGCGUUUUUCCCCACCUGGAAAACAGCCUCAGGAAAGACCCAUUGGAAUUUUAGGGGUGGAAAAGGCAUCACGGUUUAUAAUGUUUUCUGUUGCUCUGGAACAAGCAAGCUGUUUUCCAGCUUUCCACUUAGCUCCUGGGCUUUUUCCUACCCGGUUCCCCCUGAGAAAGCUACGGGAUUUAUCCUUCCUUUUUCUGGGGAGAGAGAGGGUUUCACGGCAGAAUGCAGGUGGCCCUCCCCGCUCACCAGGCACUUCGAAGCGGACGGCCCCGAUUGCAACACCAGCUGGAAGUCUCACUGUCCGAUUGUCCUCCCUUUUGGGAUCGUCUUUGAAAAAGCUUUGGGAAAGACACGGAAAGGGUUCAGAUUAACAUCACUUGGAUGUCCGGUCAAAUCCUGGGCAUGAUGUUUCUCCUGCAAAUGGUCCUCUGUCUUGCAGCUUGCCUCCCCCAAGGAUCUGGAGACCACCAACUUCCAGAAUUUUCAGCCCACGUGCAGUAAAAAAGACCAAUCUUUGGAAUGGCACUAAAUUUGGGGAAGCUGACCUCAAGAAUGUUAUGGCUUGGGAGAAAAAAAGAGGAUUGCUCUGGCAGUUCUCCAGAAUGCAGGCCUCCACAAGGUGAAAUUGGGCAGAGGUUUACCAAAAUUUCCUGUCCUUGGCUGGGGGUGCUGUUCGCAUCUGAAGCUCUUUUGAUAUUAGAAGAAAUGAAAGGCUUUUCUGCAUCUCUCCGAGGUCCAGGCCUUGUCUCUUUCUUCCCCCCUACUGCCAGGCUUCCUCUGGAUGAAUGAAAUUCGGGGUGCUUCUCUUUGCCAAUCCUCGUCUGCCCCCCUUCAGUCCUAAUGGCAUCCAAUUCCUUCAGGGAGCAAGAAUUGCAAUGCAGUGGCAGAAACUUUGCUUGCCCAAAUUCCUGGGUUUAGUAUGUCCCUAUAACUAGUCAGAAUCAUGAGGACCAGGAACUUAAUUUCUUUUCAAACAGGGAUGGCCACCCCAGCUUGCAUUCUGAGGAUCCGAGCUUCGAUUCCCGCCGUUGCUGGAUGGCCUUGGCAAGGGCUCUCUGUUUUAAAACUGUAAAGACCUGCCUUGCAAAUUUAUUUUGCUUGCAGCUGAAGCUUGCAAGAGAGGGGUGAUGGGGGCAGAAAUGGGGGGUGGGUUGGGGGGAAUUCUUCCUGACGCACCUUCUCUUUGCUUCUGGCAUUUUGCUGCUGAAAAUCUUUAGCGUAAACUUAGAAAUGGGGCUGAGAUGUUGAAAACGGUGCAUGGGAGGUCUGAAUUGCUGCCCCGUGCCAUUAAGUUAUAAUGGAUUUUAUUUAUUUUUGGUUUAGCAUGUCAGGUGAGCCAAGCUAUGCUGGUUUGUGAGCUCUGGUUUAAGGCUUAGGACAAGGAGACACGUGGUAUGGCUUAUUCAGCAAAUGGUGGCUUUGCACAACGUGUGUGAACCCGCACAGGGUGGGCAACCAAAUAGGAUUUUGCAUGAUACACGUUAACUUCCUUAGUAGGGGCUGAUUAUCCCACCUCCUCCUCCUCAAUUGCACACUAAUAAGGAAUAGUUAGCUAGGAAUGUGCUGUAUACAACAACAUUUGUUAGAUUUUUUUUUAAUCUGGCCAUACUUGCAUUGGCUGGAUUUUAUUACUGUUAAUGCCACGGCCAGGUUGCAUAACCCGCCAUCUUGGCAAAGUAUUUAAUUGCAUACUGUUUUCUAAUAGUAGUAGUAUUUGGUUUUUUUUAGAGCCUUGAAAUAUCCAGGAGGCUUUGGGAAGAGGAUAAGGGGAUGCGAAACCUUUGCCUCUCUUUCUUUCCACCCUUUGGGGAUUGAGGGCAAAGCUUGGGUGGUUAACUAAUAUUUUGGCAGCUGGACGGGCCAUUUUUCAAUGGGGUCCGUCACAGCAAACGUGGGAGGUGGGAAAUAAAGUGUCUUGGUCUCUUGAACAAA
This is a messenger RNA of Candoia aspera, 2547 nucleotides long. It is a transcript of the gene FAM89B, whose product is annotated as family with sequence similarity 89 member B. Lineage: Eukaryota; Metazoa; Chordata; Lepidosauria; Squamata; Candoiidae. The record is from RefSeq and is a predicted model, not a curated record. The transcript is spliced from 2 exons. Bases 39 to 611 code for a protein of 190 amino acids.